Lasiosphaeria miniovina is the source of this 540-nucleotide messenger RNA. RefSeq lists its product as uncharacterized. The transcript has 4 exons. The record is from RefSeq and is a predicted model, not a curated record. Lineage: Eukaryota; Fungi; Ascomycota; Sordariomycetes; Sordariales; Lasiosphaeriaceae. Bases 1 to 540 code for a protein of 179 amino acids.
AUGACGUGUGGCUCCGGCGCCAUAUCGACCAAGCUGGGGUUGCCUCUAGUGACCCCCCCUCGCGCUUAUCGGUACUCGUUCGACGUUCUGUUUUGCCCCCCAUCAUCGCCAUUUACGCCCGAAGGUGCCCGCUGGCAGGAGGCCCGGCUGUGUUUCUCGUCCGACGACUUCUCAAAGCUCCGGGAUUCGGUCCCCCUAGCGCGCGACCGGACCGACUGGAACAACUGGACCCUUAGGAUGUCGUUUACAAGUCGAGACGGCAUCUGGCUCGCCAACUUAUCCCGCAAUGAAGCUGCUGCUUUCACCGGCCCCGAUUCAGUAAUAAGAGUCAUUGGUUGGGUUCACCCAGAACGAGAUUCUAUCAAGAGCUCAAGGGUAUUCUACGUCAAGAACGGUCUUCUCUGGACGACGAAGCCUAUGACGUGGAAAUGCGUCAACUUAUGGAUGAGGUUAUUGAGAGGUUUAUUCAAGGUGGUGAUUGACGACGAGGUUUUGGCCAUGCAGAGCGUCCUGCGGAUGCCGGUCGCUGCCAAUCCGUGA